GUUUCAAUAAGUGUUAAUCACGAAAAAAUUAACGUAUAUAUAAAAUUUUUAGUGAAAACAUUCGGAAAAACCACCAAAAUUUUAUAAGUAUUAAGUUUCGCCAUGGAAGUUGGUGUAACCUUGAACAACGAACUUGAAGUUCUAAUUUCGGAAGCAUUUUGUAUCUUUGAUACGCAUGGCGAUAAGUAUAUUGAUACUCGCAAUGUGGGUAACGUCCUCCGAUUUUUAGGCUGCGUUCCCACCGAGAAGGAAGUAGAAAGUGUUAUUAAGGCCACCGAGUCGAAUGAUUAUCCCGGGGAGGCUUACAUAUCCAAGUUCAUAGCCCACGUCUCACAGCUGCUUAUGGAUCGACAAAUGGAACCAGCUUCUACAGAAAAGCUUCUAGAGGCAUUUGAGACCCUUGACCCAGAAAACAAGAAAUAUCUGACUAAGGAAUACUUUGGGAAACUUAUGUCUGAGGAAGGUGAACCUUUUUCCCAAGAGGAACUGGAUUCUAUGUGGCCGGUGGCUAUUGAUCCCAUUACUGGAAACAUUCCCUUUACUUUCUACAUUAAUCAACUUAAGCACAAGCCAAUUAUCUAUGAUAUCGCUGAAGUUGUUAAGGAGGAAUUGGCCCAAGCCGAAAAAGAAAAGGGAAAGAAACCCCAACAAACUUCCUAGCUUUCUGUGUUGGAAACCUUAGCAAUAUCAUUUUGACAUGUUUAGCUAUAUAUAUUUUCAACUAAAACCUAAUUAUGUAUAUUUAUAAAAUAAUUUAAAAACCAGAAACCAAACGCGAUUAAUUAAUAGAACUCUAACAAAUGGCA
Drosophila eugracilis is the source of this 806-nucleotide messenger RNA. RefSeq names its product dynein regulatory complex protein 8. The transcript has 4 exons. The record is from RefSeq and is a predicted model, not a curated record. The coding region runs from base 103 to 660 and encodes 185 amino acids. Gene Ontology annotation, molecular function: calcium ion binding. Lineage: Eukaryota; Metazoa; Arthropoda; Insecta; Diptera; Drosophilidae.